This is a messenger RNA of Colletotrichum karsti, 3291 nucleotides long. RefSeq names its product alpha-l-rhamnosidase. Gene Ontology annotation, biological process: carbohydrate metabolic process; proteolysis. Gene Ontology annotation, molecular function: aspartic-type endopeptidase activity. The transcript is spliced from 8 exons. NCBI's taxonomy places the organism in Eukaryota, Fungi, Ascomycota, Sordariomycetes, Glomerellales, Glomerellaceae. Bases 1 to 3291 code for a protein of 1096 amino acids. The record is from RefSeq and is a predicted model, not a curated record.
AUGAAGUCUGCUGCUUCCAUCGCCUCGGUUGUCGGCCUGCUUGGCUCCACCGCCUUAGCCUCUAUCGAGCCUCUUCAGUUCGAUAUCACAGAGGUCGACUUGUCGUCUCUGCAAAAGCGCAGCGAUGGGGACGCGAGCGAGUCCCUGACGGUGUCUUCGCAUGUUCUCGAGCUGAGGAAAGUUGACGGUGUUUCACCCGCCGAGACCUGGAUCCGGUCCAUCAGGAAGGGACCCGGCGCGGACGGACUCUACAAUACGGGGCAUGUCACAAACAUGACUUUCUUGAAUGGCUUUGAGUACAUCGCCAGCAUUGGCUUCGGCGACGAAACUCUUGAUGUCAUUGUCGACUCAGGUUCCAGCGAUACAUGGGCAGUCCAGAAAGGUUUCAUUUGCCAGGACGUGGACGGUGCAAGACUGAACGAUUCAUCCUUAUGCCUCUUUGGGCCUACUUACAACGGCUCUUUUGAUGGCGAACCCAUCUCUGGUUCGCACUUCAACAUCACCUACGGCGACGGCGAGUUUGCCACAGGUCUCAUGGGCUUCCAGAACAUCACCUUGGCCGGUUUUGAGGUCCCACAUCAGCAGGUUGCCCUGGUCAACAAGACGUACUGGAACGGCGACAGUGUUGCCAGCGGCUUGAUCGGUCUGGCCUUCGAUCUGCUGACUAGCGAGUACUCCGACACCACUGGCGCGUCCGAAUAUUACUCACCCAUCUUCACCACGAUGUCCAAGAAUGGCAUCGUCAAGCCCGACUUGUUCAGUAUGGCCAUGGACGGCAAGUCCAGGACGGGUCAGCUGGCUUUCGGCGGGUUGCCUCCCGUCGAAGUGGCUGGCAAGUUUGUCAGCACACCCAUCAAAAUGGUGGCUCUUUCCUCUCGUAGACCAGAAGCCAAGACCGAGUACUCUUUUUACACCAUUCUUCCUGAUGGCUAUGUCAUUAAGAACACCACCUUGGCUCCUACUAGCAACGAGACUCUGGCCUCAAGCAAGUGGAACACGGCUGUCGCCAAGCCGGCUGGGUUCCUCAACAGCACGACUCCGACCAUCGUCGACAGCGGCACCACGUUGAUGUACGUGCCAUCUGACAUUGCUGAGGCGUAUGCGAACUCCAUCCCCGGUGCCUUUUUGGAGAUCUUCUCAGGUGCAUACUACGCUCCCUGCAACGCCACGUUGCCAGACUUUGGCAUUGUGAUCAACGGACACACCUUCUACGCCAACAAGGACGACCUGCUCUUCACCAGUGAUCCUACUGAUAAUGGCGACGGCACUACUGUCUGUCUCUUGGGUGUUACUGACGGCGGUGAAGGCCCGUACAUCUUGGGUGACACCAUGAUGAACAGCCUAGUGACUGUAUUCGAUGUCGGUGCCGGGAUGAUGCGCUUCGCACACCCCUGCGAUGGACCAUCUUCGGCAGCUUUUAGCGGACCUUGGGACGACUACAACUACGCCCCUGACUCUCGCAAUGUAACUCCCAAAUACGUGUUGUCUUUGCCGAAUGGAGAUCAACUCUCGGAGUUUUCCUCCCCAGUUGAGCUCUCCUCUCAGAGCGAAGGCUUGGUAUUUGACUUCGGCGUGGAAGUUGGCGGUAUAAUUACGGUCGACUACGAGUUGUCCGGCUCCAGCAAUGCUACUCUGGGGCUCGCAUUCACCGAAGCAAAGACUUACAUUGGCCGGAAGUCGGACAACUCCAACGGAGGAACAGGCGCAGACGGCGCUCUCAACUUCAACAUCUCCAGAGGGUCUGGGAGCUACGUAAUGCCAGAUGGCAAACUGCGCGGCGGUUUUCGCUACCUCACUCUGUUCCUCACGUCUUCUGCUUCGAAUGUCUCCUUGGAAAUACGCAACAUCAGCCUUGAGAUCAGUUUUCAGCCUACUUGGUCUGACCUGAGGGCCUACCAAGGCUACUUCUACUCGAGCGACGAGCUCCUCAACAGAAUCUGGUACAGCGGCGCAUACACGCUUCAAACCAACUCCGUUCCUGGGAAAACCGGCCGUGUUGGCACGAGUACUCUAAAAGGCGGAUGGCAAAAUGACGCGUAUAUCGGCCCCGGAAAUACUGUUCUACUGGAUGGGGCGAAGAGAGAUCGUUGGGUAUGGAUUGGAGACAUGGGCACGGCAGUGCCGAGUGCGUUCGUGAGUACCGGUGAUAUGGAGAGUACGAAGAAUGCAUUGCUAGCGAUUUACGACAACCAAGCGUCGGAUGGUACUUUGCCGAAAGCUGGUCCGCCUUAUCCUUCCAAGGACAGCGACACUUAUCACUUGUGGACUCUGAUCGGCACGUACAACUAUUACUUGUACACAGGCGACGAAGACUUCCUGGCGUCCAUUUGGGCCAAAUACCUCAAGGCUGUUGCGAACAGCAGAAGCAAGGUCGGCGCAAAUGGUGUGAUGAAUGUCACCGGUGACAAAGAUUGGGGACGAUGGACGUACUCGAACGAGCGUAGCUCAGCGAGCAUGCUGCUGUACCGCGCGUUGAAAACGGGCGCUGACAUUGCUUCAUGGGCUCCCGAGCUCGCGAACGCGUCCAGCUACCAAAAAGAGUGGCUUGACGCUGCGGCCAAGCUUCAGACAGCUAUAACGACUAAGCUGUGGGACGAAAGCAAAGGUGCUUUCAAGGAAAGUCCAAACGAUACGUCCUUGUACCCUCAGGACGCCAAUAGUAUGGCGGUUGCGUUCGGCGUGGUAUCCGCGGACAGCACGGAGGCGCAGCAGAUUUCAGAUUACCUAGAGUCGAACUGGACGCCCAUAGGCCCUCACUGCCCGGAACUCAAGAACAACAUCUCGCCUUUCAUCAGCAGCAUUGAGCUGUACACUCACUUCCGCGCCGGGCGGGCUGACCGUGCUCUCAAGCUCAUCAGGGAUGCGUGGGGUUGGUACCUGAACCAUCCCAAUGGGACUGAAUCUACCGUCCCCGAAGGCUACCUGUUGGAUGGCACUUGGGGCUAUCGUGGAGAUCGAGGGUAUAGGAACGACCCUUCUUACGUAUCGCACGCGCAUGGAUGGAGCAGCGGGCCAACAUCGGGCAUGACGGAGUAUCUCGUGGGAUUGAGAGUCAUUAAGCCUGGAGGAAGCGAAUGGCAGUUCAAGCCGGUCCUCGGCGAGCUUUCCGAAGCUGAAGCUGGGUUUACGACGAGUUUGGGCAAGUUUUCUGCCAAGUUUACAGUGGGUGAAAACGGAACGGCCGCUGUGGAAUGGGACACGCCAGCGAAUACGAAGGGAAACUUGGUGCUGCCAGGACAAGAGUUGAGGCGAGUCAAAGGUGGGAAGGGGUCGGCCACCAUUACCUUGUGA